AUGGAGCGCAUUGCUGCCCCCGAAAAAGUGGGUUACCUAACUGGUGGCACUCCAAAGCCUCCUGAGCUCUCGUCCACCUAUAACAAAUGGUGUACCGAGAACUUUCGGGUCAAAAGUCGUGAAGCUCAACAGAGAAUGACCAUGACUAGUGCUCACGAAGAUUCUAUCAGGGUAACUCAACGUCAAAAGGGCCCCCAUAAUUCUACUGGUGGCUCUUCUCAAAAUAAGGCCUCAAGAUCUCAUCCAAAGAAGAAGUGCACCCACUGUGGAAGAGACAAACAUACCCGUGUUGGCUGUUACGAACUGAUUAGGUACCCUGAUUGGUGGGACCAUUCCAAAGCUCACCGCAGGAAUAUGAGGAAAUCACUCAACACAUCUUCUGAAUCAGAUCUUGACAUUCUCAAUAGCAAGACGAUUGGUUGUGGUACUAGGAGGGGUGAACUUUUCUACAUGGACUUGGCGCCUGACAGUGAAGCCAAAGAUCAUGGUGUUUCUCCCAGCACUUCUUCCCGCAGUCUGAUAAAGUACACCCGCUUGCAUACAGCUGCUCAUCACAUCUCUUUUGUGCAUAAGCUUGAGGCACGUUUUGGUUGUUCAAGAGAAAAGUUUGAGAUAUUCCUUGAUGCUCUUGAUGAGUGUGCAAGUGAGUAUCUCACAAAAGAGUGGGUUGCUCCAGUUAAAACUGUUGAGAAUGUUGUUGUGCCCAAGCCUAGGGCAGAAUGGACUGAAGCUGAGGUGUAUUCUGCACAUUCAAACAAGAAGGCCAGAAAUGCCUUAGUAACAGCCCUGUCUAGUACUCAGUUUUCACAUAUACAACACAUCCCUAAUGCGAAGCAGGCUUGGGAUAAACUAAGGGUGGUUCAUGAAGGGGAUGACCAAGUUAGAACCUUAAAACUUCAGAUGGUGCUUGCACAAUUUGAAGAACUUAGGAUGUCUGAAACUGAGUCUAUUUCUGAGUUCUAUGGGAGAGUUGAGAUGAUCACAAAUGAAGCCAUGAGUCUUGGUCAACCUAUUGAAGAGCUUAUUGUUGUUCAGAAAAUUCUUCGUGUUCUACCUUCUAGGUUUAGAGCUAAGAAAACUGCAAUCAUGGAGGUUCAAAACCUAAAUGAAAUCAAGCUUGGGAAACUUGUAGGAAAAUUGAAAACCUAUGAGAUGGAGUUGAAUAUGGAAGAAAAUGAUACAAAAAAAUCAAAAAAUAUUGCACUUCAAGGAGUGCAUGUUGCCUCUCCGAAAGGUAGUGAAAAAUCCUCUGUUUUUGAGGAUGAGAUGGCCUUGUUUGUCAAAAAAUUUAGGAGAAUUCUUAAUGAUAAGGGUAAGUUUGCUAGAGAGGGCAGCUCUGGUAGUGAGAGACAUUUUAGACCAUCAACUGAUAGGUCUAAUGAGAGGAACAAGGUUGUCAAACCUUUCACUAAAGAUUUUAGAAAAUCUGUCAAAUGCUUCACUUGUGGAGGCACUGGACACUAUGCUGCCGACUGUGCAAACAAUCAGAAAAAUUACUCCAAGGGAAAGGACAAGGCCAUGAAAGUGACCUGGAGUGAGAGUGAAAGUGAAGUGUCUCAAGAGGAUUCAUCUUCCUCUGAUGAUGAUGACCAACAGGUUGCCUUUGUUGUCUCUGUGCAGCCUGUGUCUGAUGAAUCUGACUCUGAGUCAGAUGACCAGUCAUAUGAAUCAUUAGGCAGAAAAUAUGAUUGCUUGUUCAAAGAGACUUUGUCUUUGAAAGAAGAGAAAAAAGAAAUUGCUACUUUUGUGUCAAUUAGGAGUAAUCUUGAAAAUCAAGUUAAUGUGCUCAAGGCAAGUAACAUUGGUUUUCAAAACUCAAACAAACAGCUCCUAGGAGAAUUGAAUGAAGCAAAAAAUAAGAUUUUGUCUAUGACCAUUGGUGCCUCAAAAAUUGACAAAAUGUUGAAUAUGGGAAAACUUCAUGGGGACAAAGGUGGUCUUGGAUUUAAUCAUUUUGAUUCUAGUUCGUCUAGUUUUACCACUAAGUUUGUCAAGUCAAAAACUCCAGUCACUGUUCCUCUUGAUGUUCAGCAGGUUGUCAAGAAAUCUAAGUUUGUUCCAACUUGUCACAGGUGUGGGUUGACUGGUCAUAUCCAACCAGUCUGUCAUAGGUACAACAAAGAUAAGACCAGAAAUCUGUCUUCAAAAUCUAAAAGGAAUUCCAGAUCUUUGCAAGAUCAAGUUGAUCAUUUGCUAAAUGAAGUAACUAAGAUUGCCAAACUUGUCUCCCUUAAAAUGAGUUCACCCAUUGUUCCUAAGUCUACUUGGGUUGCAAAAGGUCAGACCAAAUGUCUUGUUGUGCUUAAUGCUUUUGCUGCUUCAAACACCAAUUCUUGGUACUUUGAUAGUGGCUGUUCCAAACAUAUGUCUGGUGAUAAGAGUGUCUUCUCAUCUCUCACUCCUUUUGAUGGAGGCACUGUGACUUUUGGUGGUGGUCACAAGUCUCAAGUAGUUGGAAAAGGUAUUGUGUGUAUCCCUGGUUUACCCGAGCUUAAGAAUGUUAGAUUUGUUGAGGGUCUCACCUCCAAUCUCAUUAGUGUGAGUCAAUUAUGUGAUGAUGGAAUUGUAGAAGUUAGAUUCUCCAAGCAUGGUUGCAAAAUCAUUGGAAAAGGUGAUAAUGAGAUUGUGAGCGUGACAAGGUCAAGGGACAAUUGUUAUUGCAUUGAUGGUGUCAAUGACACAAAAGAAGUUGUUUGCAACAAGGUUGUGAAUGAAACGAGUGUCUUGUGGCAUCAAAGACUUGGACAUGUGAAUUUUAGAGACUUGCAUAAACUGUCCAAGAGAGAGUUAGUGAGUGGUCUACCAAAGCUUGACAAAUCUGAUCAACAUGUUUGUGAAGGAUGUCAAUUAGGCAAGCAAGUUAGAGUGUCACAUAAAAAGGUCAAACACAUUCAAACAAAUGUAAGUCUUGAACUUGUUCACAUGGACCUUGUUGGUCCUAUCCAAACCUUGUCCCUUGGUGGAAAGAAAUAUAUUCUCGUCAUGGUUGAUGAUUUCUCUAGGUUCACUUGGGUCUCAUUCUUACUUGAGAAAUCUGAUACUUUUCAAAGGUUCAAAUCUAUUUGUCAUCUCUUGCAAAAAGAGAAGAUGACUAGUCAUCUGCCUCUUGUUAAAAUUAGAACAGACCAUGGUUCUGAGUUUGAGAAUUCACAAUUUCUGAAAUUUUGUGAAGAAAUGGGAAUUAAACAUGAGUUCUCUGCUCCUAUUACACCUCAGCAAAAUGGUGUUGUGGAGAGGAAGAAUAGAGUUCUUGUUGAGAUGGCUAGGGUGAUGCUAAAUAGCAAAAAUCUUGCUAAACAUUUUUGGGCUGAAGCUGUAAGUACAGCCUGUUACAUCUCAAACAGGGUAUUUUUGAGAUCUGGUACAAAACAAACACCUUAUGAGAUUUGGAAAGGGAAAAAGCCUAAUGUGUCAUAUUUUAGGACUAAGCAUAUAGACAUUAGGCAUCACUUUAUUAGAGAUCUUGUGGAAGACAAAAUUCUUUCUUUGGAAUUUGUUCCCUCUGUGAAACAGCUAGCAGAUAUACUCACCAAGGCCUUGGACUUUCAAAAACAUGUAGUCCAUUGGCCCUUUCUCAAUUGA
Molecule: messenger RNA, 3582 nt
Organism: Prunus persica (peach)
Lineage: Eukaryota; Viridiplantae; Streptophyta; Magnoliopsida; Rosales; Rosaceae
Exons: 6
Coding region: 1-3582 (1193 amino acids)
Biological process (GO): DNA integration
Molecular function (GO): zinc ion binding; nucleic acid binding
Source: RefSeq, a predicted model, not a curated record